GCUCCAGUCAUUGCUGCCAAAAUGGAGGUGGUUUCAGCAGAAGUCAACAGCUUGCUCCCUGAGGAAAUAAUGGACACCGGUAUAACUCUGGUGGAAGAGGACAGCAUGGAGGCGGUUAUUGUCUCGUCGCCAAUGGGAGAUUCUAUUCCAAUGGAAACAGAACUGGAAGAAAUAGUGAACAUAAGCUCCACCAGUGACUCUUCAGCUACAACUACAGCCACAGUCACCACAGAAUCAGUUACUGCACCCAGCAAUCACUCAGGCGAUGCGAUGGUGAACACCACAACCCCCAAAACUGAUGUGAACGCAGUAGUGAAGCCUACCUUUCCAAGUGGCCUCCAUAAACUUGGUGCUCAGACCCCUGUCACUAUCUCGGCCAAUCAAAUUAUUCUGAACAAGACCACCGAUCCUAAGAUAGGCAAUCAGAGCAUUAAACCAGAUGGGCAAAAGCUAAUUGUAACAACUUUGGGCAAGUCUGGCCAACCCAUUGUUUUAGCAUUACCCCACAGCCAACUCCCUCAGGCGCAGAAGGCCACGUCCCAAGCCCAGGGUGGAGAUUCCAAGGUACAAGGCCAGCAGAUCAAAGUUGUUAUUGGAGGUCGGUCGGAAGUGAAACCGGUUGUUGGUGUGUCAGCUUUGACGCAAGGAAGUCAGCUGAUAAACACUGCGGCCCAGCCUUCUGUUUUGCAGACCCAGCAAUUAAAAACAGUACAGAUUGCAAAGAAGACCCGAACCCCAACUUCUGGCCCAGUGAUCACCAAGCUGAUCUUUGCCAAACCAAUUAAUAGCAAAGCUGUUACAGGGCAGACCACUCAAGUGUCACCAGUCAUUGCAGGCAGAGUUCUUUCACAGUCCACUCCAGGAACACCACCAAAGGCAAUAACAAUCUCUGAGAGUGGAGUCAUUGGAUCAUCUUUGAGUACAACAACACAGCAGACACCGAAUAAAAUAGCUAUCUCGCCACUCAAAUCCCCUAAUAAGGCUGUGAAAUCAGCAGUACAGACCAUUACUGUAGGAGGAGUGGGUACAUCUCAAUUUAAGACAAUUAUUCCCUUGGCAACUGCACCCAAUGUUCAGCAGAUUCAGGUACCUGGAAGCAAGUUUCAUUAUGUCAGACUCGUUACUGCCACAACAGCCAAUAGUUCCACACAGUCGGCCAGUCAAAAUCCCAGUACGAAUACACAGCCUCUUCAACAGGCAAAGCCAGUGGUGGUGAAUGCAACCCCAGUGCGGAUGUCCGUUCCCAUAGUACCAGCACAGACUGUGAAACAGGUGGUACCCAAACCGAUCAACCCAAAUUCCCAGAUAGUUACUACUAGUCAGCCUCAACAAAGACUUAUUAUGCCAGCCACUCCACUGCCACAGAUACAGCCCAACCUCACCAACCUCCCGCCGGGCACUGUACUGGCACCAGCACCUGGCACAGGAAAUGUUGGCUAUGCAGUCCUUCCAGCUCAGUAUGUCACACAGCUACAGCAAUCAUCAUAUGUAUCUAUAGCAAGCAACACAGGCUUUACAGGGACAUCUAGUAUCCAGUCCCAAGCACGGCUACCAUUCAAUGGAAUAAUUCCUUCUGAAUCUGCAAACCGCCCCAGGAAGCCCUGCAAUUGUACUAAGUCUCUGUGUUUGAAAUUGUAUUGUGAUUGUUUUGCAAAUGGCGAAUUCUGCAAUAACUGCAAUUGUACAAAUUGUUAUAACAACCUGGACCAUGAAAAUGAUAGGCAAAAAGCAAUAAAGGCCUGCCUUGACAGAAACCCUGAAGCCUUCAAACCCAAAAUAGGGAAAGGAAAGGAAGGAGAAUCGGAUCGGAGACACAGCAAAGGGUGUAACUGUAAACGCUCAGGAUGUCUCAAAAACUACUGCGAAUGUUACGAGGCAAAAAUCAUGUGUUCUUCCAUAUGCAAAUGCAUUGGCUGUAAGAAUUUUGAAGAGAGCCCAGAGCGCAAGACACUGAUGCAUUUAGCAGAUGCUGCAGAAGUUAGGGUCCAGCAGCAGACCGCCGCAAAGACCAAGUUAUCUUCUCAGAUCUCAGAUCUGCUGACGAGGCCAACACCAGCACUCAGCAGUGGCGGGGGGAAGCUGCCCUUUACGUUUGUAACCAAGGAGGUGGCUGAUGCAACCUGCGAAUGCCUUCUUGCACAGGCAGAGCAAGCGGAGAAGAUGGGCAAGUCACAAGCUGCGGCAGAGCGCGUGAUCCUGGAGGAGUUUGGACGCUGUCUGAUGAGAGUUAUUAACUCUGCAGGGAAGUCCAAAAGUGACCCUUGUGCCAUGAACUGCUGACUCGUGCACAUGAGCCACAAUGAAGCGGACUGAACAGAACACUUAAGGCACAGGGACACUUUGGUUUGGCAUAGAGGAUUUAAUAAUAUUUGCUAAUUUGGUGCUUGUUGUAAAUUGACCUGUGUAAGAUUGAAACAAGAAAAUCUUUUGUAACAAGA
Pterocles gutturalis (yellow-throated sandgrouse) is the source of this 2438-nucleotide messenger RNA. It is a transcript of the gene LIN54, whose product is annotated as lin-54 DREAM MuvB core complex component. The transcript is spliced from 12 exons. Lineage: Eukaryota; Metazoa; Chordata; Aves; Pterocliformes; Pteroclidae. The record is from RefSeq and is a predicted model, not a curated record. Gene Ontology annotation, cellular component: nucleus. Bases 22 to 2280 code for a protein of 752 amino acids. Gene Ontology annotation, biological process: regulation of DNA-templated transcription.